Empidonax traillii (willow flycatcher) is the source of this 5828-nucleotide messenger RNA. It is a transcript of the gene ARFGEF2, whose product is annotated as ADP ribosylation factor guanine nucleotide exchange factor 2. The transcript has 40 exons. The record is from RefSeq and is a predicted model, not a curated record. Lineage: Eukaryota; Metazoa; Chordata; Aves; Passeriformes; Tyrannidae. Gene Ontology annotation, molecular function: guanyl-nucleotide exchange factor activity. Gene Ontology annotation, biological process: regulation of ARF protein signal transduction.
CCCCGAACCGCCCCGCCCGGCCCCGCCAUGCAGCCCCCGGCCCGCGAGCAGGACGCCCGCACCAAGAGCAUGUUCGUGUCGCGGGCCCUGGAGAAGAUCCUGGCGGAGAAGGAGGCGAAGCGGCCGCCGCACGGGCAGCUGCGGAGAGCCUGCCAGGUGGCGCUGGAUGAAAUAAAAAGUGAGCUGGAAAAGCAAAGAGAAGGCACCGCUGCUCCACCGAAAGCAAAUUUCAUCGAAGCAGAUAAAUACUUCCUUCCGUUUGAGCUGGCCUGCCAGUCAAAGUCUCCACGCAUUGUCAGCACUUCCCUGGAUUGUUUGCAGAAACUCAUUGCAUAUGGACAUAUCACUGGCAACGCUCCAGACAGCGGAGCUCCCGGGAAACGGCUGAUUGACCGGAUAGUUGAAACCAUUUGCAACUGCUUUCAGGGUCCUCAAACAGAUGAAGGAGUACAGCUGCAGAUAAUUAAGGCUCUCCUCACUGCAGUAACAUCUCCGUAUAUAGAAAUCCAUGAAGGAACAAUUCUCCAGACUGUUAGAACCUGCUACAACAUCUAUCUGGCCAGUAAAAAUCUUAUUAACCAGACAACUGCCAAAGCUACCCUGACACAGAUGUUAAAUGUCAUUUUUACACGUAUGGAAAACCAAGCUGUCCAGGAGUCCAGGGAAGCAGAGAGGGUGGCUCAGCAGAAGGUGCAGUCCCCGGCAGUGCCGGCAGGGUCCCGGUCCCCAGGGCAUGGGCAGCUCAGCUCCCGGGGAGGCAGAGCCGCACCCCCCGGCACAGGAAUGGCCAACGGGGAGCCCGAGGGGCCGUCGGAUCGGGAACGCACCCCAGCAGCACCGGAGGAAACAACUGAUGGAGGAAAAGAAAUGGUUAAAGGCAUCUUGGAAGAUGUGGUCAAGUCAGCUGUGAAAGUGGCUGAAGAAAAGCAGGUAACAGAACCAGUCAGGGCUCUGCCUCCACUGGAGACUGCAGAUACUGUUCUUUCUGGCUCUAGCAAUGAAACCGUGCAAACAAACGGGAUUUCAGAUGAUGGGCAGUCUGUUUCCUCCACUGAUAAUCUGGAAACAGAUGUAUCUGGACAUCAAGCUGCUGCCAGAUUCUCCCAUGUGCUACAAAAGGAUGCCUUCCUUGUGUUCAGGUCGUUGUGCAAGCUCUCCAUGAAACCUCUCGGGGAUGGACCACCAGAUCCCAAAUCCCAUGAGUUGCGCUCCAAGGUCGUGUCUCUGCAGCUGCUCCUGUCGGUGCUGCAGAAUGCGGGUCCAGUUUUCAGGACACAUGAAAUGUUCAUCAAUGCAAUCAAGCAGUAUCUUUGUGUAGCAUUAUCUAAAAAUGGAGUCUCUUCUGUUCCUGAUGUAUUUGAGCUCUCUCUUGCCAUCUUUCUCACGCUGCUUUCGAAUUUUAAGACCCAUUUAAAAAUGCAGAUUGAGGUUUUCUUCAAAGAGAUCUUCCUGAAUAUUCUGGAGACUUCUUCAAGUUCCUUUGAACACAAAUGGAUGGUGAUUCAGACUUUAACUAGAAUUUGUGCAGAUGCCCAGUGUGUAGUGGAUAUUUAUGUGAACUAUGACUGUGAUUUAAACGCUGCUAAUAUUUUUGAGCGCCUGGUGAAUGAUUUGUCCAAAAUUGCGCAGGGACGAAGUGGGCAUGAGUUGGGCAUGACACCUUUACAGAUGAACCUCAGGAUUAAAGGACUAAUUUGUCUCAUCAGUUUGUCCUUGUGUUUGUUCAGUGUUUAGAAGCUAUUCAGCUCUUGGCUGAACAGGAAAACUUAAAUCUUGCCUUGUUUAUAACCAGGUUCAUACAAACCAUCUGAACAGGAAAUGGCUGAAGGUAAAUGCCUGGAGAGUGGAGGGAGACGGAGUAGUGUCAGUUCCUUGGACUCCACCGUGUCCUCAGGAGUUGGAAGUGUCGGUACUCAGACUGCUGUCCCAGAUGACCCGGAGCAAUUCGAAGUCAUCAAGCAACAAAAGGAAAUAAUUGAACAUGGGAUAGAACUGUUUAAUAAAAAACCGAAGAGGGGAAUACAGUAUCUACAGGAGCAGGGAAUGCUUGGCACUACAGCUGAGGACCUGGCACAAUUCUUGCACCAAGAGGAACGCCUCUGUUCUACUCAAGUAGGGGAAUUUCUUGGGGAAAGCAACAAGUUUAACAAGGAGGUGAUGUAUGCCUACGUAGACCAGCUUGAUUUCUGUGGAAAAGACUUUGUCUCUGCUCUGCGGAUAUUCCUGGAAGGUUUUCGUCUGCCGGGUGAAGCCCAGAAGAUCGACAGAUUAAUGGAGAAGUUUGCUGCUAGAUACAUUGAGUGCAACCAACGGCAAACACUAUUUGCUAGUGCUGACACUGCCUAUGUUUUGGCAUACUCCAUUAUAAUGCUGACUACAGACUUGCACAGUCCACAGGUAAAAAAUAAAAUGACAAAGGAGCAAUACAUUAAAAUGAAUCGAGGAAUCAAUGACAGUAAAGACCUGCCAGUAGAGUAUUUAUCCACAAUCUAUGAAGAAAUAGAAGGAAAGAAAAUCGCCAUGAAAGAGACAAAAGAAUACGCAAUUACAACCAAGUGUAGCAAACCAAGUGUGGCCAACGAGAAGCAGCGGAGGUUGUUGUACAACUUGGAGAUGGAGCAGAUGGCCAAGACGGCCAAGGCCCUGAUGGAGGCAGUGAGCCACGCCAAGGCACCUUUCACCAGUGCCACCCACCUGGACCACGUCAGGCCCAUGUUCAAACUCGUCUGGACUCCAUUGCUGGCAGCUUACAGUGUUGGCUUGCAGAACUGUGAUGACACAGAGGUUGCAUCUCUGUGUUUGGAAGGAAUACGCUGUGCCAUUAGGAUAGCCUGUAUCUUUGGAAUGCAGCUUGAACGAGAUGCUUAUGUACAGGCCCUUGCUCGAUUUUCCUUGUUGACUGCCAGUUCCAGCAUUACAGAAAUGAAGCAGAAGAACAUUGAUACCAUUAAGACACUCAUUACAGUUGCUCACACAGAUGGCAACUAUCUCGGGAAUUCUUGGCAUGAGAUCUUGAAAUGUAUUAGCCAGCUGGAACUGGCCCAGCUCAUAGGAACUGGCGUGAAAACUCGGUAUUUGUCUGGCUCUGGGCGUGAGAGGGAAGGCAGCAUUAAGGGCUAUGCCUCUGCAGGGGAGGAGUUUAUGGGCCUGGGAUUAGGGAACCUGGUUGGGAGUGGGGCUGAUAAACGGCACAUGGCGAGCAUCCAGGAGUCCGUGGGGGAGACCAGCUCCCAGAGCGUGGUGGUGGCAGUAGACAGGAUAUUUACAGGCUCGACCCGGCUGGAUGGGAACGCCAUAGUGGACUUUGUGCGGUGGCUCUGUGCCGUGUCCAUGGACGAACUGGCUUCCCCGCACCACCCUCGCAUGUUCAGCCUGCAGAAGAUCGUGGAGAUCUCCUAUUACAACAUGAACCGCAUCAGGCUGCAGUGGUCCAGGAUCUGGCACGUGAUUGGAGAUCACUUCAAUAAGGUUGGGUGUAACCCUAAUGAAGAUGUCGCCAUCUUUGCCGUAGACUCAUUAAGGCAGCUGUCAAUGAAGUUUCUUGAGAAGGGAGAGUUGGCCAACUUCCGCUUCCAGAAGGACUUCCUAAGGCCUUUUGAGCAUAUUAUGAAGAAAAACAGAUCUCCGACUAUUCGGGACAUGGUGAUACGCUGCAUUGCUCAGAUGGUGAACUCUCAAGCUGGGAACAUUCGUUCAGGCUGGAAAAAUAUCUUUGCAGUCUUUCAUCAAGCAGCAUCAGACCACGAUGGGAAUAUCGUGGAGCUGGCCUUCCAGACUACAGCACACAUAGUUACAAAUAUUUUCCAGCAGCAUUUUCCAGCAGCAAUUGACUCAUUUCAGGAUGCAGUAAAAUGCCUCUCUGAGUUUGCCUGUAACGUUGCCUUCCCGGACACCAGCAUGGAGGCCAUCAGGCUUAUUCGCUACUGUGCAAAAUACGUCUCAGAGAGACCACAGGUUUUAAGAGAAUACACAAGCGAUGACAUGAAUGUGGCUCCCGGAGACAGAGUAUGGGUCAGAGGAUGGUUUCCCAUUUUAUUUGAACUUUCUUGUAUCAUCAAUCGUUGCAAAUUAGAUGUUCGGACAAGAGGCUUAACGGUGAUGUUUGAAAUCAUGAAGAGUUACGGGCAUACCUUUGAAAAGCACUGGUGGCAAGAUCUGUUCAGAAUUGUGUUUCGGAUUUUUGAUAAUAUGAAACUCCCUGAACAACAAACAGAGAAAUCCGAGUGGAUGACCACGACGUGCAACCACGCUCUCUAUGCCAUCUGCGACGUGUUCACCCAGUUCUACGAGGCUUUGCACGAGAUCCUCCUUCCUGACAUACUGGCACAGCUACACUGGUGUGUAAAACAAGAGAAUGAGCAGUUGGCACGAUCCGGUACAAACUGCCUGGAAAACCUGGUAAUACUCAAUGGACAGAAAUUCAGCCCUGAAGUCUGGGGCCAGACGUGCAAUUGUAUGCUAGAAAUCUUCAAAACAACUAUUCCUCACGUCUUGCUGACGUGGAGGCCUGUGGGAAUGGAGGAAGAUUCAGCUGAAAAACACUUGGAUUUGGACCUAGAUCAUCAGUCUUUAAGCAGCAUGGAUAAAAAUGCUUCUGAAAGAGGACAAAGUCAAUAUUCAAAUCCAACAGAUGAGAGCUGGAAAGGUGGUCCUUAUACAAACCAGAAACUGUUUGCUGGCCUCCUUAUCAAGUGUGUGGUGCAGCUGGAGUUGAUACAGACCAUUGAUAACAUAGUGUUCUAUCCAGCAACAAGCAAGAAGGAGGAUGCUGAGCACAUGGCUGCAGCUCAGCGAGACGCGCUGGAUGCAGAUAUCCACAUUGACACGGAGGACCAGGGAAUGUACAAACACAUGUCUUCUCAUCACCUCUUCAAGUUACUGGAUUGUCUGCAAGAGUCUCAUUCAUUUUCAAAAGCCUUUAACUCAAAUUACGAGCAGCGAACUGUGUUAUGGAGAGCAGGGUUCAAGGGUAAAUCAAAACCCAAUCUCUUAAAACAAGAGACCAGCAGCUUGGCGUGCUGCUUGAGGAUCCUGUUCCGGAUGUACGUGGAUGAAAGCCGGCGGGACUCCUGGGAUGUGGUUCAGCAGCGACUGCUCAGUGUGUGCAGUGAAGCCCUGGCAUAUUUUAUUACUGUCAACUCAGAAAGCCACAGAGAAGCCUGGACCAAUCUCCUGCUGUUGCUCUUAACAAAAACACUAAAAAUCAGUGAUGACAAGUUCCGGGCGCACGCGGCCACCUACUACCCGUACCUGUGCGAGCUCAUGCAGUUCGACCUGAUCCCCGAGCUCCGCGCCGUGCUCAGGAAGUUCUUCCUGCGCAUCGGGGUCGUGUUCAACAUCUGCGUGACGGGGGAGCCCGGACGGACAGCGGGUGGGAGCUCGCCCUCCUGCUGGCCCUGAGCAGGGCUGCUGCUCCGGCCUGUACACAGAGCUGCGCUCCUGAGAUGGAUUGAAGCGGACGGGGAAAAAAUGGGAGCCUGGCGUAUCACCACGGCAGCAAGUGACGCUUACCACAGUGGCAUUUGGGGACGAGGAAAAUAAUCCUGUUCUGUCCAUCCUACAAAGCUGUCGGCAGUUUUAUUUAAAUGAUUGCUUACAGUAGGUGUGCAGUCUCUUUGUUUCAAUGCUCGUCAUCUUCACGAUCUGGUCUCUCUCUUCCGGUCUUUUAUCCGCUGCUCGGCCCUGCAUCCCAGCUAGAGCUGAUAAAUCAGUUGGAUCUCUCCACUGAAAUUAUGCCCCUUGGAAGUAAUGACUGUAGUUGUGUAGCCUUGUGAUGUUGGCACGUGUGUUCAUAAUAAACUUGACUGCAGUGGCCAAGGACCACCUGA